Molecule: messenger RNA, 520 nt
Organism: Chiroxiphia lanceolata (lance-tailed manakin)
Lineage: Eukaryota; Metazoa; Chordata; Aves; Passeriformes; Pipridae
Product: feather beta keratin-like
Exons: 3
Coding region: 49-387 (112 amino acids)
Cellular component (GO): intermediate filament
Molecular function (GO): structural constituent of cytoskeleton
Source: RefSeq, a predicted model, not a curated record
UUCUCCUGCCUUCUCUGCCCACAACCAGGGCCCCUCCACACCACACCCAUGGCCUGCUACGACCUCUGCCGCCCCUGCGGACCCACCCCGCUGGCCAACAGCUGCAACGAGCCCUGUGUCAGGCAGUGCCAGGACUCCACCGUCCUCAUCCAGCCCUCCCCCGUCCGCGUCACCUUCCCAGGGCCCAUCAUGACCUCCUUCCCCCAGAGCUCCUUCGUUGGAUCCACCGCAGGGGCUGCCCUGGGCACGGAGCUCAACGUCCAGGGACAGCCCAUCUCCGGCGGCUUUGGGGCCGCAGGCUACGGCCUGGGCUAUGGCCGUGGCUUUGGCUACGGCCUGGGAGGCCUGGGCUGCUACGCCAACAGGGGCUGCUACGGCACCUGCUGAGGCCCCAAACAACUGCCCCAACACCAACCACCCACCACCUGCAAGUCACCACAUGGAACAGGGAUUCAUCUCCACCCCAAGGCUGUCCAAUGGGCUUAGCACUUCCAGCUCCUGCUCUCAGGGCUCCAACCAA